Molecule: messenger RNA, 1731 nt
Organism: Anopheles darlingi
Lineage: Eukaryota; Metazoa; Arthropoda; Insecta; Diptera; Culicidae
Product: protein 5NUC-like
Exons: 2
Coding region: 1-1731 (576 amino acids)
Biological process (GO): AMP catabolic process
Cellular component (GO): plasma membrane
Molecular function (GO): metal ion binding; nucleotide binding; 5'-nucleotidase activity
Source: RefSeq, a predicted model, not a curated record
AUGAUGGAAAACGGUACUUUCCUCUCGGUUUUGCUUCUGGCAACGACAACGGUUUGCAUUCUGGCGGCCCCGAGAGCCGGUGGACUUGAGUUGAUCAUUCUUCACAACAACGACAUGCACGCACGGUUCGAGCAAACCGGAGCCUUCAGCAAUGACUGCCAUCCAUCGGACGUUGCCAAGAACCGGUGUUAUGGUGGGUUUGCCAGAGUCGCACACAAGGUACGAGAGUUCCGCGAAAAGGAAGCGGAAGGAGGGCUGCCGAUACUGUAUCUCAAUGCCGGCGACACCUACACCGGAACACCGUGGUUUGCGGUUUAUAAGGACAACAUUACGGUCGCCUUUCUCAACAAACUGAAGCCGGAUGCAAUGUCCCUUGGAAACCAUGAAUUUGACUUAGGAGUUGCAGGAUUGGUACCGUUCCUGAAUCAGGUGGACUUUCCCGUACUAGCAGCUAAUCUGGACUUAAGCAAAACGCCGGAAAUGCAAGCGACGAAAUCGCUCCACAGUUCAGUAGUCUUCACCAAGGCAGGCGUCCGUAUCGGUGUCAUCGGUUAUGUUACGCCGAAAACCAAACAGCUGACUGCCGUGAACACGGUAGAGUUUUCGGAUGAAAUCGAAGCGAUCAACAGGGAAGCAGCGACAUUGAAGAAGCAGGGUGUUCACAUUCUGAUCGCAUUAGGGCACAGUGGUUUGGAGCGAGAUAAGCAGAUAGCUGCCGAAUGUCCGGACGUAGAUCUCGUAAUCGGGGGCCAUUCUCACACGUUCCUGUACAGUGAUCAAGCCCCGGACGUUGAUAAACCGGCCGGUCCCUAUCCGGUGAUGGUGAAGAAUGCAGCCGGCAAAGGUGUGCCCGUGGUGCAGGCAUACGCCUUUACGAAAUAUCUCGGUUAUCUGCAUCUAACAUUUGACGGCGCCGGUAAUCUGCUCGAACUGGACGGUAGUCCGAUACUGCUCAAUGGAAUCGUGCCGCAGGAUUCCGAUGUGCUGCAGCUGCUAGGAGUUUACCGCCCCGGUAUAUUGGAGAUGAACGCGAAAAUUGGACACAGCCACACCUUUCUGGAUUCAAGCCGCUGUCGUUUUGAAGAGUGUAACAUCGGUAAUAUGAUUACCGAUUCGUACGUCGCCACGAAUGCAGCGAACCGUGAAAGUAACGGCGAUCGGUACUGGACGGAUGCGGCAAUCGGGUUCGUCCAGAGCGGUGGCAUCAGAGCGUCCCUGAACUCGGGACCCAUCACUAAGAAGGACCUCAAAACCGUGCUUCCGUUCGGCAAUGCGAUGGUAAUGACGGAGCUUAGUGGUUCCACUAUUAGGCAGAUGCUGGAGCAUAGUGUCGCCCGUUACGAUGGAGUGUCCAGGAAUGGCGAAUUUCUACAGAUGUCCGGUGUGCAGGUGCGGUACGAUCUAUCCCGACCCUCGUUACACCGAGUGGUACGCGUCGCAGUGCGUUGUGCCGAAUGUGCCGUUCCUGUCUACGCUCCAUUGAAUGAUACCGCAUCCUAUUGUAUCCUAAUGAGCCAGUUCCUGUACGAAGGUGGCGAUGGUUAUACGAUGAUUUCCGGUGCACCAAAGGAAACUUUAACAUACGGCGUGUACGAAAUUACCGAGGAAUACCUGAAGAACUACUCGCCCAUCUUUCCGGCCAUCGAAUGGCGCAUUCAAAUCGAAGGGGUAAGCGGUGGGACCAUCAUCAUCAUCAUCAUCAUCAUCAUCAUAAUUAUCAUCAUCUUUUAA